This is a messenger RNA of Pichia membranifaciens NRRL Y-2026, 658 nucleotides long. RefSeq lists its product as hypothetical. The record is from RefSeq and is a predicted model, not a curated record. Bases 44 to 490 code for a protein of 148 amino acids. Lineage: Eukaryota; Fungi; Ascomycota; Pichiomycetes; Pichiales; Pichiaceae. The transcript has a single exon.
CGACGACGACGCCGACGAACUCGUCGUCGGCUCGCGGAAGAAGAUGAAGGAGAAGCAAACCAAAGAGCUCGAGCGCCACGAGCGUGCCCGGGCCCACCAGGCCCGCCGCGAGAAGGCGCAGAAGUACCUCGGCUACAGCGACUUCCUCAACAGCAGCGAGUGCGACAGCAACGGCUACCGCUUCGACGAGACCGACGACUUCCACAAGCUCGACGAGGCCGGCUGGAACCGUGUCGUGGGCUUCGUGCUUGUGCGGAUCGUGUCGCCGCUGAUCCUCGUUGUGCAGGGCAUCGUCGUCGGUCUCGUGCUCUGGCGCGUCUACGACCUCGACUUCUCCCCGACAGGCGUUCUCGCCCAGCAGAACUGUCUCCCCUGGGUUGCCGGCGCCCUCAGCCUCAACGCCUUCCUCGUGCACGGGCUCAGCAAGCACGUCUUCUUCUGCAAGAGCUACUACAAGCCCCGCGCCAGCCACGGCCCUUCCAAGACCUAGCGGCCGGCCAUCGACCUUUCGGCCCUUCCACAGACAGCCGGACCGGGCUGGCCCCCACCCUCUGCAGAACACCGCCCAUCUGUAUAGAACAUUCCACCGCGUGUGCAGAACACCCAUACGCUUUGUACUAAAAAAUAGACAUGCAAGUCUAAGUCUAGACGUCCCGUU